Messenger RNA from Onychomys torridus (southern grasshopper mouse), 1685 nucleotides. It is a transcript of the gene Slc35b3, whose product is annotated as solute carrier family 35 member B3. The record is from RefSeq and is a predicted model, not a curated record. Gene Ontology annotation, molecular function: 3'-phosphoadenosine 5'-phosphosulfate transmembrane transporter activity. NCBI's taxonomy places the organism in Eukaryota, Metazoa, Chordata, Mammalia, Rodentia, Cricetidae. The transcript is spliced from 10 exons. Gene Ontology annotation, cellular component: endoplasmic reticulum membrane; Golgi membrane. Bases 141 to 1250 code for a protein of 369 amino acids. Gene Ontology annotation, biological process: transmembrane transport.
GGGAGGUGGCGGCCGCGGUGGCCGGCGCUGGAGCAGGACAGGAGGCGGAGGAGGCUGAGCCAGCAAAGGAAAGACAGGACCUGACAGUGGAAACCAGCAAAGACAAGGUUGCAGGCCUUGAAUGUGGCAAAGCAAAAACAAUGGACCUCAAGUUCAACAACUCCAGGAAGUAUGUCUCCAUCACUGUGCCCUCCAAAACCCAGACAAUGUCACCACACAUCAAGUCAGUUGAUGACAUUGUGGUGUUGGGCAUGAACCUCAGCAAGUUUAACAAGCUCACACAGUUUUUCAUAUGUGUUGCUGGAGUUUUUGUGUUUUACCUAAUUUAUGGAUACUUACAGGAGCUGAUAUUUUCAAUGGAAGGCUUUAGGCCCUAUGGCUGGUACCUGACUUUACUGCAGUUUGCUUUUUACUCCAUGUUUGGCCUAAUAGAACUUCAGCUCAUUCAGGACAAAAGGAGAAGAAUACCAGGAAAAACCUACAUGAUAAUAGCUUUUCUAACUGUGGGUACUAUGGGCUUAUCAAACACUUCCUUGGGCUACCUGAAUUACCCCACCCAAGUCAUCUUCAAGUGCUGCAAACUGAUUCCAGUUAUGCUAGGAGGAGUUUUUAUUCAAGGAAAGCGGUACAACCUUGCAGAUGUGUCUGCAGCAGUGUGCAUGAGCCUUGGCUUGAUCUGGUUUACCCUGGCUGACAGUACAAUUGCACCAAACUUUAAUCUGACAGGUGUGAUGCUUAUCUCCCUGGCGCUGUGUGCAGAUGCUGUCAUUGGGAAUGUUCAGGAGAAAGCUAUGAAACUGCACAAUGCUUCCAACUCUGAGAUGGUUUUGUAUUCCUACUCCAUCGGUUUUGUGUACAUCUUGCUGGGACUGUCGUGCACUAGUGGGCUAGGACCUGCAGUGGCAUUUUGUUCAAAGAACCCUGUUCGCACCUAUGGCUAUGCCUUCCUCUUUUCCCUCACUGGAUACUUUGGGAUCUCCUUCGUUCUAGCCCUGAUUAAAAUCUUUGGUGCUCUGCUUGCUGUGACAGUGACAACAGGAAGAAAAGCAAUGACCAUAGUCCUGUCAUUUAUAUUCUUUGCCAAACCAUUCACAUUUCAGUAUGUAUGGUCUGGCUUGUUAGUUGUCCUUGGCAUAUUUCUCAAUGUUUACAGCAAAAAUAUGGAUAAAGUAAAAUUGCCAUCAGUGUACAAUCUGAUGAACAAAGCCAUGGACAUGAAAAAAUCAAGGACAUUGGCAGAGACUGUGUAGGCACUGAGAUAGCCUAUUUAAAAUGGAACUCUAAGGGGACAGUCAUUAAUCAGUCCACUUUCCAAAGGCUUGUGAUCAAAACCAAAGGAUCUAAAGGCUGCUGUUGUGUGAGCAGCAGUUUGUGGCAUCAGCCUCUGCAGAACACAUGAUGGACCAGCUCCGAAACAGUCCAGAGCCACACCUAGGACUUGUUUCAAUACAGUCAGUAUGAAGGAAAGCACUUCCUAGCAGUGUCCUGAACAUUUCACUGGAAAUGGACCAUGUUGACAGACUGAUUGGAAAUCCUUCCACAUGCAGCGCGGUGCUGUGUAGUAGCACACUGUUUCGUCUCCGUUCCGUUUUGGUGGUGUUAUUUAAAUUGCUUCUCUGUUAUAAGAGUGAACCAAUGAUUUAAAGUCUAGAGAAAAUAGAAUUCAUUUAUAAAUAAAAUUAUCC